AUGGCGGAGAUAUUAGCAGAACAAGUCGAAGAGCUGGAGCGUCGUAAGCAGGAACGUUUACAGCAAGGUGGGGACCAGAAUCAGGACCCGGCAACGCAAGCUCAGUCGCAAAAACUGCCAAAGGGCAUGGUCAUUGGCAAGGAUGGAAAACCAUGCCGCUCCUGCACUUCCGUGGCCGACUGGAUGGCUCUGAGCAGACGGAAAAUCGCAACCGACUCUCCUUCUUCCUCGUCCUCUUCGACUACGACAUCGUCGUCAUCAGCAUUCCCCUCUGCAGCGUUUAGUUCAACAUCAUCUACUCCUGUUUCAUCGACUACGUCCAAACCCGCCACAACGUCGCCUUCCCCUGCACAGUCCUUCCUCGAGGGACCGCUCCGGGAUGACUGCCCUGCCGAUGUCGAAGCCUUGGGCCGAUCAUCUUGGACCCUCUUGCAUACCAUUUCUGCAUCUUACCCCGAGAAAGCAAACACCACGGAACAAAGUGAGAUGAAGCAGUUUUUGUCCCUAUUUGGAAAAUUCUACCCGUGCUGGAUCUGCGCGUCGGAUUUCCAGUCGUGGAUGACGAAAAAGGGUAACGAGCCGCGCGUUGAAGGCCGUGAGGGGCUAGGGAAAUGGAUGUGUGAAGCGCAUAAUGAGGUCAAUCGCAAGCUGGGAAAGAAGGAGUUUGACUGUACUCUGUGGAAGGAGCGUUGGCGGGACGGCUGGAAGGACGGAAGCUGCGAUUAA
Messenger RNA from Xylona heveae TC161, 726 nucleotides. RefSeq lists its product as hypothetical. Gene Ontology annotation, molecular function: flavin adenine dinucleotide binding; flavin-dependent sulfhydryl oxidase activity. The transcript is spliced from 2 exons. The record is from RefSeq and is a predicted model, not a curated record. Lineage: Eukaryota; Fungi; Ascomycota; Xylonomycetes; Xylonales; Xylonaceae. The coding region runs from base 1 to 726 and encodes 241 amino acids. Gene Ontology annotation, cellular component: mitochondrion.